AUGCGACGUGAUCGUGUGUCCUUGAUCCCGGCAUUGAUGAAUUCAUAUCAGGAUGUUGUUACUGACGUAGAAGCGAAGGGUGAAAUUUCAAAUAAUCACUUUGCCGAUAUCUGUACUUGGAAUGGACCACAAAUACCUUCUUCGGCUUCUGCUAGUUUACCAACCGCAUCUUCUUCACUAGAUUCAUUCAAUGUCUCGUAUAACACGGUGUGUUCUGUUCUAAAUAAAUUAAAUCCAAAUCUUAUUUUGAUUCGAGAAUCUCUUUCUUCUGGGAUAUUUCCUUCUUAUUGGAAACGUGGUCUUAUUAAUCCUCUAUUUAAAUCGAGUAAUUUGCUCGAUCCUAGUAAUUAUCGUCCUAUUACUUUACUGCCUGCACUAUCUAAAGUAUGUGAACGUGUGGUUUUUCGACAACUUUAUGAUUAUCUCAUUAAGAAUAAACUUUUAACAACACUUCAAUCCGGUUUUAUUUCCAAAGAUAGUACUACUUCUUUACUUCUUGAUGUUAUUCAAAGAAUAAAUAUUGGUGUUGAAAAUGAUCGCUAUGUACGCGCGGUGCUGUUAAAUUUUCAAAAAGCGUUUGAUAAUGUUAGUCACAGUGGUCUACUGAUGAAAUUGGGAAAAAAGGGUAUCAGACGUAAAGCUUUAAAAUGGUUUCAAAGCUAUCUUGCAAGAAGGUCUAUUCAAACAGUACUAGAAGGCGUCACAUCGAAUUUACGCGAAAUAUCGAAGGGAGUUCCUCAAGGAUCCGUAUUAGGACCACUUCUUUUUUUAAUAUUUAUCGAUGAUUUACCGACUGGACGAGAUACACCGGCUUAUUUGACUGAAUAUCUUCGUCGUCAUCAACCGAAUCCUUUUCAUAAUCUUCGUAGUAACCUGUCUUGUCAUAUUAAAGCGGUUGGUAUGUAUAAGAAAAAAUCCUUUUUUGACAUAACAUCGGCUGAAUGGAAUGACUUAUCAUUAGCUCAGCAAUUGUUGAAACCAGCGAAACUCAGAGAAAAUUUGAGAAGCACUAUUCUUGGUCAACGAUUAUUGAAGAGCUUAUCGAAGGAAUUGUUAUUUCCUAAUCGACAGAUUGAAAUUUCAUUUAUGAGACUGAAACUAAAUAAUCCUCAAUUGAAUGCUAACUUAUUUAGACGGAAUUGUGUUCGGUCGCCGAAGUGUAGUUGUGGUGUUGGAGAUGAGACAAUUAGUCAUUAUUUUUUUGAGUGUGUAUUUUAUGCUGAAAUUAGGAAACAACUACAGACAAAAUUAAGUGUUCCUUUAACAUUGGACAUGCUACUGUUGAAUGAUUCACUGACUGAUGUUGAUACACAAAGCAUUAUUCUUGAUGGUGUAUGUGAUUAUACUAAAAAAUCUCAGAGAUUUUCAUAG
Didymodactylos carnosus is the source of this 1371-nucleotide messenger RNA. NCBI's taxonomy places the organism in Eukaryota, Metazoa, Rotifera, Eurotatoria, Philodinida, Philodinidae. The record is from the annotation of a GenBank genome assembly.